AUGAGAAAACCCCAUAAGAGACGGAAAAGGUCUCGAGAUAAGAAAGAUUUGGAGAUUGAUGAUCGUGUCAAUAUGAAUGAAAUAUCAACUGUUAAAAGAAACCUUCGAGUUAAACCAUCCAUAGACUAUACCGAACUCAAUUCUGACGGAUUUAUACUGAGUAGCUCGGAAGGUGAUAGUGUAGAGUUUAUACCUGAGGAAGAAGCUUCGAAUGUCUGUUCCAGAUCAACCGACAUUAUUCGAAGUUCAAAAAACCACCAACAUAUCCAUGAAUUAAGUAACGUGAGUCAAGUCUCCAACACCAAGAAAACAUAUGGGGAGAAAAGAGAACCUAAAACAGUGGUUAUUAUUCCAACCGAUCCAGAUAUUGAACCCUUUGAAGUUGAUUUUCGAUCACUUUCACUUCAAAAAUUUGUUAGUCGUAAAAACAUCUUCGAAUCUAGCCACGUUCAGUUUAGUCCAACAACUUUAAGAUAUGUUCCUUACCAUGUUCUUCCUCCUCAACUAGACUUUUCUGCCAGAAUUGCAGCUUUUAAUUCAUCAAGGAAAUGA
Yamadazyma jaroonii is the source of this 552-nucleotide messenger RNA. NCBI's taxonomy places the organism in Eukaryota, Fungi, Ascomycota, Pichiomycetes, Serinales, Debaryomycetaceae. The record is from the annotation of a GenBank genome assembly.